Messenger RNA from Choloepus didactylus (southern two-toed sloth), 2513 nucleotides. RefSeq names its product zinc finger and BTB domain containing 12 (gene ZBTB12). The transcript has 2 exons. NCBI's taxonomy places the organism in Eukaryota, Metazoa, Chordata, Mammalia, Pilosa, Megalonychidae. The coding region runs from base 362 to 1741 and encodes 459 amino acids. Gene Ontology annotation, molecular function: RNA polymerase II cis-regulatory region sequence-specific DNA binding; protein binding; DNA-binding transcription factor activity, RNA polymerase II-specific. The record is from RefSeq and is a predicted model, not a curated record. Gene Ontology annotation, biological process: regulation of transcription by RNA polymerase II.
GCAAGGCCGUCCGGCCCCUUUAACCGCGUCGCGUGGGGCGGGGGGUGCUACUGGUGAAGAAAGGGGGGUCGGGAAGGGGGGAUCCUGCUCCUUUAAUUCCCUCCCCUCUUCCUCCUCCCGGAGUCCUCGCCGCCGCCGCCGCGCGCGGGGCCUGGGACACACAGCACGAGCCGCCCCCGCCCCUCCCCCUUACACCCACGCGGAGCCGGCCACGCGCGCGCGUCCUGUGCACCCCCGCGCCUGCGCGUUGCCCAGGCCCUGCCCGUGUGUGGGGGGCGCUGCCAGCCCCGGGGGGGUGGGGGAAAUAGGGGGGGAAAAAAACAGCGCGCGGAACCCGGCCAGGGUUGCCCCCUCCGCCACAAUGGCCUCUGGGGUGGAAGUCCUGCGCUUCCAGCUGCCCGGCCAUGAGGCCGCUACACUGCGGAAUAUGAACCAGCUCCGCGCAGAGGAGCGGUUCUGCGACGUGACCAUUGUGGCCGACAGUCUCAAGUUCCGCGGCCACAAGGUCAUCCUGGCCGCCUGCUCGCCUUUCCUGCGGGACCAGUUCCUGCUGAACCCCAGCUCUGAGCUGCAGGUCUCGUUGAUGCACAGUGCGCGCAUCGUGGCGGACCUGCUCCUCUCCUGCUACACUGGCGCCCUGGAAUUCGCCGUCAGGGACAUCGUCAACUAUCUGACGGCCGCCUCCUACCUGCAGAUGGAGCACGUGGUGGAGAAAUGCCGGAAUGCCCUCAGCCAGUUCAUCGAGCCCAAGAUCGGCCUCAAAGAGGACGCGGUCAGCGAGGCCAGCCUCGUGAGCGGUGUCAGCGCCACCAAGUCCCUCCUCCCCGCUGCCAGGACCCCAAAGCCGGCCCCCAAGCCCCCUCCCCCGCCCCCUCUGCCCCCUCCACUCCUGCGCCCCGUGAAGCUGGAGUUCCCGCUGGAUGAGGACCUGGAGCUGAAGGCCGAGGAGGAGGACGAGGAGGAGGAUGAGGAUGUGUCUGAUAUCUGCAUUGUCAAGGUGGAGUCCGCCCUGGAGGUGGCGCACCGGCUCAAACCCCCUGGAGGCCUGGGAGGGGGUCUGGGUAUCGGGGGAUCCGUGGGCAGCCACCUUGGGGAGCUGGCCCAAAGCAGCGUGCCCCCCAGCGCUGUGGCCCCGCCGCAGGGUGUAGUAAAGGCCUGCUACAGCCUGUCCGAGGACGCGGAAGGGGAGGGCCUGCUGUUGAUCCCAGGGGGCCGGGCCAGCGUGGGGGCCACUUCAGGCCUGGUGGAGGCAGCGGCAGUGGCCAUGGCUGCCCGGGGGGCGGGGGGCAGCCUGGGGGCGGGGGGUAGCCGAGGGCCCCUGCCUGGGGGUUUCUCGGGUGGGAACCCCCUGAAGAACAUCAAGUGCACCAAGUGCCCGGAAGUGUUCCAGGGCGUGGAGAAGCUGGUCUUCCACAUGCGGGCGCAACACUUCAUUUUCAUGUGCCCACGCUGCGGCAAGCAGUUCAACCACAGCAGCAACCUCAACCGUCACAUGAACGUGCACCGCGGCGUCAAGUCGCACUCGUGCGGCAUCUGCGGCAAGUGCUUCACGCAGAAGUCCACGCUGCACGACCACCUCAACCUGCACUCGGGUGCUCGGCCCUACCGCUGCUCCUACUGCGACGUGCGCUUCGCCCACAAACCCGCCAUCAGGCGGCACCUCAAGGAGCAGCACGGCAAGACCACGGCUGAGAACGUGCUGGAGGCCAGCGUGGCUGAGAUCAACGUCCUCAUCCGCUAGCGGGCCAGCACGCAGAGGGGGAACCCGGCGGCCCCUGGGCUGGGUGGGAAGGGGCUUCUGAUGUCCAGGAGUAUAGGGGGGUGGGGGGUCUGGAGCAGGAAGGUAUGAUGGAGAACCUAGCAGACACACAUCCUGAGGGAGGGGCCAAAGAUUCCUUGGAGAGAAGACCCUGCCUCUUCAGAGUUGAAAAGGAAGGAGAUGGGGAGAGGGUUUUUGAGAAGGCCAGGGGAAUAUGGGGUCCCAGAGAGAGAUUUUCUCUUAGAAGUGCAUGGAUAUAUGGAGGGAGGGAAAGGGUCCUAUAGGAUGAGGAGAAAAAUCUUGGAAAUUGUGUUACUCUGGGUUAAAGUCUACCCAGGAGGAGAUUCUGACAUUUCUUGAGGUGGGGAUUCGGUGGGUGGGAAUUGGGAGGGAAUUGGGCAGGAGGCAGCUUACAUGCUCCUGUUUAGAAUAGAUCCUUGGGAGAGGGAUUGGUAGGGGAGAAGAUUAUUGAAUCCCAGAGGAUUGGGGAGACAGUUUUUGCAUGCUGGGGGAAGGGAACUGUGAGUACAAACAAAGCUCUCCAAAAUUCUAGGGAGAACAAUGUAAGGAACCAGGUAAGAGAAUAUGGAGGUGAGCAUCCUGGGUAGAUAUUGGGAAGUGGGAGUACAAUAGUGAGAACAAUGUGAAUAGUUGUGGGGGUAGGGGGAGGGCACUUAGAAGAAAGGACACAAGGGCUGUUGUGGGGGGAGGGAGAGCAGUAGAGACUUAUACAGUAUUUUUUAAGAAAAAACGU